CCAGAGCCGGGCGCCAAGGCCCGGGAGGUCAGAAAGCCGGGCCGCGGGCGGCACGGACAAGUGGGGCCGGGGUCGGGGACACGCGGACGUCAGGUCGGUGACAGCGGCAAUAAGCUGGAGCACAAUUCCAGGGUUGCUUGGGGUCUGGAGGAGGGUUUUUUGAGUAGGGGUCUUGGUAGGUUGGGGUUCAGGACAGGGAUCUUGAGUGGGUGCUAGCGUUGCAAGAAGUAUGACAUUCUUGGGAGAGGGGUGAAGCUUUCCGGACAGUGUUCUCGGGUGGCGCGGGCAUUUGCAAUGAAGGUUUAAAACAGGGGUCUUUGAAGGUGUAUCUGUCCAGAGCAUGGGUCAAAGGUGGAGCUGUCCAAAUAAUGAGAGUGAGGUGGCCUGGUGAAGGGUGUUAACAUGGGGGAAUGGUGGGAGAUUUGGGCUCUUGUUAGGUGGGGAGGAGGUGCGCCUGGGCAGAGUUCAAAGGGACGAUGGAGGCUCUAGGGCAGUAAUCUUGGGGGGUGGGUUCCUGGUCAGUCAUCUUGGGGACUUGAGAUCCUCUUAAGCAGGAGUUUGGGAUGAUUUGUUCUUGGCAAGGGUCUUGAGAGGUAAGAAGUCUUGGGGAAAGGAUGGAGUCUAGAGGAAGAAUCUUAGGGGGAUGGCGUUCCUGGGGGGGCGUCCAGAUAGGUCAUGUUGGAAUCAAGGAAAGCAGAGCACAAGGAAGAUGUCUCGUGGGUGAGGACUUUACAGUGAUAAGAGAAUCCUUGAGGGCAAAAAGAGGAUCUAGAGGAACGCCCAGGCUGGCCCUGGUUGGGAAUGAGCAAGGUAGGAGAAGAGGUCAUCCCAAGGGGUUUGGAAGCCUCUGAGGAGGGAAGAGGGAAGGUGUGAGGGGACCCUGGGGUGGUCAAAUAGGUUGGAGUAGAGUUCCAGAGAGUGGUGGACCAAGCAUAGCAGUCUCAGGGCCAAGUUGUGGAGGUGCAAAAAGAGGUACCCUUUCCCUUAUUUAUUGACAGGUGGAGUUGGGUGCUAGGUUCAGGUGUGAAGAUAAGAAGUGGGUUGGAGGCUGGGCGCGGUGGCUCACGCCUAUAAUCCUAGCACUCUGGGAGGCCGAGGAAAGCAAUCCUGGAUCAUGACUCAGCAGCCACUUCGAGGAGUGACAAGCCUACGUUUCAACCAAGACCAAAGCUGCUUUUGCUGUGCCAUGGAAACUGGUGUGCGCAUCUACAAUGUGGAACCAUUGAUGGAGAAGGGGCACCUGGACCAUGAGCAGGUGGGCAGCAUGGGCCUGGUGGAGAUGCUGCACCGCUCCAACCUUCUGGCCCUGGUGGGCGGUGGUAGCAGCCCCAAGUUCUCAGAGAUCUCAGGGCUGGCCCUCACCCUGAACCUUGGCCCCAACAACCCACCCACCUGCCCAGCAGUGCUGAUCUGGGACGAUGCCCGGGAGGGCAAGGACUCCAAGGACAAGCUGGUGCUGGAGUUCACCUUCACCAAGCCAGUGCUGGCUGUGCGCAUGCGCCAUGACAAGAUCGUGAUUGUGCUGAAGAACCGCAUCUAUGUGUACUCCUUCCCUGACAGUCCCCGGAAGCUGUUUGAGUUUGAUACACGGGACAACCCCAAGGGGCUCUGUGACCUCUGCCCCAGCCUGGAGAAGCAAUUGCUAGUGUUCCCAGGACACAAAUGCGGGAGCCUACAACUUGUGGACUUGGCAAGCACAAAGCCUGGCACCUCGUCUGCCCCGUUCACUAUUAAUGCCCAUCAGAGCGAUGUGGCCUGUGUGUCCCUGAAUCAGCCAGGCACUGUAGUAGCCUCAGCCUCCCAGAAGGGUACCCUCAUUCGCCUCUUUGACACGCAAUCCAAGGAGAAACUGGUGGAGCUGCGUCGAGGCACUGACCCUGCCACCCUAUACUGCAUUAACUUCAGCCACGACUCUUCCUUCCUCUGUGCUUCCAGUGAUAAGGGCACGGUCCAUAUCUUUGCUCUCAAGGAUACCCGCCUCAACCGCCGCUCCGCGCUGGCUCGUGUGGGCAAGGUGGGGCCUAUGAUUGGGCAGUACGUGGACUCUCAGUGGAGCCUGGCGAGCUUCACUGUGCCUGCCGAGUCAGCCUGCAUCUGCGCCUUCGGUCGCAAUACUUCCAAGAACGUCAACUCUGUCAUUGCCAUCUGCGUAGAUGGGACCUUCCACAAAUAUGUCUUCACUCCUGAUGGAAACUGCAACAGAGAGGCUUUUGAUGUGUACCUUGACAUCUGUGAUGAUGACGACUUUUAAGGACCCUGGGAGUUGUGCUAGGGACCUGAAGUGGCAGACUGCAGAGCUGAGCCUUCGGGAUACAGUGCUGUGGAAGCCACCAGCCAGCAAGCAUGAAGGGGGCCAGUGCCCACUUUCCACUCAGCAGAGCUUUGUCUAAACAAACAGCUCACUUUCCUCAAGCACUUCUUGAUAACUGUGUGCCCGAAGGGCCAGGCCAGGAACCCAGAGGGAAUGACCUAGUCCAACCUGGGUAUUUUUAAAAGCUUCCCAGGAAGAGAUAAUCUCUGAUGUGAUAAAUGCGAAUAAAAGGCCCUCAAUGGCA
Molecule: messenger RNA, 2555 nt
Organism: Otolemur garnettii (small-eared galago)
Lineage: Eukaryota; Metazoa; Chordata; Mammalia; Primates; Galagidae
Gene: WDR45
Product: WD repeat domain 45
Exons: 11
Coding region: 1115-2251 (378 amino acids)
Biological process (GO): protein lipidation; autophagy of mitochondrion; nucleophagy
Cellular component (GO): phagophore assembly site membrane; cytosol; extrinsic component of membrane
Molecular function (GO): protein binding; phosphatidylinositol-3-phosphate binding; phosphatidylinositol-3,5-bisphosphate binding
Source: RefSeq, a predicted model, not a curated record